GGUGUUGUUUAAUUUAGUUUUCCGAACUAUAGCACUCUACUUGCGGUUUAGUGCACUUUUACAACACGUUUACUAGAAAAGGGGACUCUCAAAUAUAACGAUUACCUGCUAUUUAGGGACUGUCACCUCAUUUUAAUAUACAUCAUGCUAUCGUAUUAGCAACAUUAGUUAUCAAUCACUCAAUCGAUAUUACGUCAUAUUUAACAACUCAGAAUACUUGUCUAUUACUCUAAUUACCAUGUCUGGCAUUAACAAAAAGCUCAUUUUCAAUGCAUUUGCUAUGAAUACUCCGGUCCAUCUUAGUCCAGGUCAAUGGAAAGACCCUGAGGACACUUCAACAUCCUUCCAAGAUCUAGAGCAUUGGACUGAACUAGCAAAGGUCCUCGAAGAAGGCAAAUUUAACGCUCUUUUCAUCGCAGAUGUUCUUGGAGCGUACGAUGUUCACAAUGGUAACAAGGAUUCUGCUGUUAGGACUGGCGCCCAAUUCCCUAUACACUCACCUGAGCUGAUCGUACCUGCAAUGGCUGCCGUCACGAAAAACUUAGCCUUUGGUAUAACACAAUCUACAUCCUACGAGCAUCCCUUCAAUGUCGCUAGAAGAUUUUCCACACUCGAUCACUUGACGAAAGGUAGAGUUGCAAUCAACAUUGUCACUAGUUAUUUGGACUCAGCUGCUCGCAAUCAUGGUCUGCCGGAGCAGAUAGACCAUGAUGAGCGCUACAAGAGGGCUGACGAAUUUAUGGAUGUGCUAUACAAACUUUGGGAAUCGAGUUGGUCAGACAACGCCAAAACUCUCGACAAAGAGAAGGAUCAGUAUUACGAUCCUGCAUUAGUUCAUGAAAUCAAUCACGAAGGUGAAUACUUCAAGUGCGCUGGUCCACAUAUCACUGAACCAUCUAUUCAACGCACACCAUUGGUUUUCCAAGCUGGUUCAUCUGGUCCUGGUCAAGAAUUCGCUGCUAAGCAUUCAGAGGCUGUAUUUCUCUGGGGUAGUGAUGUAAAUCAUCUAGCAAAGAAGGUGAAGUCUUUGCGUGAUUUGUCUGAGAAGCUUGGUCGUGGUAGAGAUGGCAUCAAGGCGAUCGCAGGUGCAAAUGUGAUUGUUGCCGAAACAGACGAAUUAGCACAGAAGAAAUUUGAAGACUUACGCGCUAAUGCAACGAAAGAAGGUGCUCUCGUAUUGUUAGGCGGUUGGACAGGUAAUGACUUUGGAAAGUUCACUGAGGAUGAUGAACUCAGACUUGUGCAAUCAAACGCAAUCAAAUCUACUGUUGAGACUUACGCUCAGAGGCACAAUGACAAAGACUCCAAAUGGACAAAGUCUAAGUUGGCUACUCAUGCUAGCGUUGGUGGUGUACAUCCAAAUAUUGUCGGUUCACCAUCGACUGUUGCGGAUAUUAUCGAAGAAUGGAUCAAGGUUGGUGAUAUAGAUGGCUUCAAUUUCGGUUAUGCUACCAAACCUGGUACUUUUAUCGAUUUAGUCAAGUAUGUAUUUCCAGAGUUGAGAAGGAGGGGCUUACAUUGGGACGAUUAUCCUAGCUCAAAUGAUGGACGUGCUAAUCUUACGGCAAGAGAGAGCUACUUUGGUCCAGGGAACAAACGUUUACCGGAGAAUCACUAUGGCAAUAAGUUUAAAUAUGAAAAUGUUCAUUAAGGUUUCAGAUAUGGAUGAAAUGUAGAAAUUAUUAAAUCGAUAUGAAUUAG
This is a messenger RNA of Wallemia mellicola CBS 633.66, 1701 nucleotides long. RefSeq names its product Nitrilotriacetate monooxygenase component A/pristinamycin IIA synthase subunit A. Gene Ontology annotation, molecular function: oxidoreductase activity, acting on paired donors, with incorporation or reduction of molecular oxygen; monooxygenase activity. The transcript has 3 exons. Lineage: Eukaryota; Fungi; Basidiomycota; Wallemiomycetes; Wallemiales; Wallemiaceae. The record is from RefSeq and is a predicted model, not a curated record. Bases 239 to 1651 code for a protein of 470 amino acids.